CUGAGCAGACUAGCCAAGUAUGCCUGAUAUAGGGUCUCACUCUUGCCGAACGGAUCCUGUAUGUGCGACUUGGGCUUAAGUUGUGCAGAAAUGAACGUUUGAUGUUCAUUGCUUGCACCAACACGGGAACAGCAAUUGACUAUUUUUGCAAGAUCCUUCAAGACUCGAAUAAACGCGUUCCGAAAUAAUUUCUCUUCCGUCUUUUCAGGAGCUCCUCUCACGGCAGUUUAGUGUAAGGACAUAUCUUUCAUUCUCUCUUCUUUUGUAACAUCGAGUCAUUGCGGUUUUGACAGCGCAUUUGACACAGAACAUCGUUGUCAUGGACUGUCAUCUACACGGAUAUUAUAUCCUGAUUCACAUCGAAGGAUUUUCGCAGCAGAAAAAGUGGGCGUUUUACUAACCACAUAUUGAUGGGUCAUAUUACUGGCAUUGGACAGGAGUAAGUUUACACUUGCCAUUAUAUUCACAGACAGGCUACAUUUUACUCCACUGAAAACAGGUAUUUUUGUUAAUUGCAUCUAAAAAUCAUUUGCCUGUGCUUCACAGAGAUGGUGCCCAUGAAAAUGGACAAAUUUUAACUCGUACGCUGUGCCUGCGCUUUUGGUUAUCCGAGUCGUAAUCUGUCAUGGCUAACGAGGAGCCUUACGAUAACCGCAACAUUGUGGAAAAGUACAUCUAUUAUAAACUGAUCAAGAAGGGAAUUUCGUGGGAAUUCCAUGCUAUAGAAGAAACAGACGCAUCCACUAACGGGCUCAAGGACAGACCUACUUUGGUGACACGGCGGUGCCAAGCAAUAUCGGCUGAGAGGGAUGGCGCUUCACGAGUCCCAUCCUCCGACCCUGACACCGCACUUCACCGAGUUCUACGCGAGGCUGGGGAUGAGCUCGAAAGACUGUAUCAACCCGACUUUGCAGAGAUGUCUUUGCAGCUGCAUCUCACAUCCACCACUGCGCAACGAAGGUUCACCGCAGUGGUUGACGAGUUGUUUAGGGAUGGGGUCAAUUGGGGUCGCAUAAUUGCGUUUUUUGAAUUCGGAGGGACAGUAUGCGUGGAGUGCGUCAACAAGGAGAUGACUGCUCAAGUGGACAACAUUGCAGGCUGGAUGACCGAGUACCUCAAUGGACCGCUACAAGAUUGGAUCCGGGAGAAUGGAGGUUGGGAGGCGUUUGUGGAGUUGUACGGUCAACAAAAGGACAGUGUGUUCCGGAGCUCGUGGCCCUCCAUAGUAACCAUCUUUGGCCUGGCUGCCCUCGGUGCUAUGGGCCUGACUCUUGGGGCAUACCUGGUUCAGAAAUGAAGGAUAUUGUUUUUUUAAUUAUUCUUCCUUCUCUCUCUCUCCCUGUCCCCGUCUCUCUCACUCUGCCCCUCUCCCUCUAUUUUCUGCUGUUUCUCACUGUCACUCUCUCUUUGAGUUUCUCUCUUUCACAAGACACACUUUGUUCCGAAGGAGACAGACGUUUCCCUCUCCUCCUCCAACCUGUCUCUGUUCAAAGCAUCCCACCGCGCUCUCAACAAAAAUCUCCCUCUUCUCCCCUCCCCCAGUUUCCCUGAUUUUCAAAACAAAGACAGAAAGAAACAGUGCGAGACCAAAAACACACCAAGAGAGGAAGCCCCUGCCCACACAUCAAGAAGGAAUACGAAACGGAUACCAAAGACUGUUUUCGGUCCCAAUUACUGGCUGAUGCGGAGGUUCGGAGAGGAGGUCACGCCAACUGGGAAGCAGCCUGGCAGUGAUGGACCACUACGCUGUUGCUCUUAACCCCUUAGAGCUCUGUGUAGCUGCCUGGCCUUUGUCCAUGUGUACUACAGUGCAAUGUGCAGUAGCUGCAGGG
Molecule: messenger RNA, 1832 nt
Organism: Engraulis encrasicolus (European anchovy)
Lineage: Eukaryota; Metazoa; Chordata; Actinopteri; Clupeiformes; Engraulidae
Gene: bcl2b
Product: BCL2 apoptosis regulator b
Exons: 2
Coding region: 626-1297 (223 amino acids)
Biological process (GO): extrinsic apoptotic signaling pathway in absence of ligand; intrinsic apoptotic signaling pathway in response to DNA damage; negative regulation of intrinsic apoptotic signaling pathway
Cellular component (GO): mitochondrial outer membrane
Molecular function (GO): protein homodimerization activity; protein heterodimerization activity
Source: RefSeq, a predicted model, not a curated record